AUGGUUUGUGUGGCCUUGCGCUUUUUUGCUAGUGGAGCCUUCCUGUACUCAGUGGGGGAUGCAGAACAGCUGAACAAGGCCACAAUUUGCCGCACAAUAAUGAGUGCGUGUCUGGCUAUCAAAGCAUUAGCAGAUGUCUUCAUCUCCUUCCCUGGCCACAGAAUACUCUGUGACAUCAAAGAGGAGUUCUAUAGGAUUGCAGGUUUCCCCAAUGUCAUUGGUGCAGUGGACUGCACACACAUAAGGAUAAAAGCCCCCUCAGGUGCCCAUGAGGCCGAUUUUGUGAAUAGGAAAUCCUUUCACAGCAUUAAUGUUCAGAUGGUCUGCAAUGCUGACUGUGUGAUCAGCAAUGUUGUGGCAAAAUGGCCUGGCUCAGUCCAUGACUCCAGAAUCUUUCGGGCCUCUGAAAUCUAUCAGUGCCUAUCACAAGUUGAAUUCUCUGGUGUGUUGCUGGGAGACCGGGGGUAUGGCUGCCAGCCUUUUCUCCUGACACCUUUCACAGACCCCCAGGAAGCACAGCAGGCCUACAACCAUGCCCAUGCCAGGACCAGGGCCAGAGUUGAAAUGACCUUUGGCCUCCUGAAGGCACGCUUUCACUGCCUUCACAAAUUAAGGGUCAGCCCUGUUGGGGCAUGUGAUGGUACUGUGGCUUGUGCUGUCCUCCACAAUGUGGCCUGCCUGAGGAAGGAGAGGGCCCCCAGAGUGCCACCAGCCAUGGACUGGGACAAUCCGAUUGUGGUUCAAUCAAACCGCAGUAGUUGGCUUCAGAAUGCCCCAGGCUUAUCUGAGGUUUCUGUCCCAUGA
This is a messenger RNA of Carassius carassius (crucian carp), 804 nucleotides long. Its product is annotated as putative nuclease HARBI1. Bases 1 to 804 code for a protein of 267 amino acids. The transcript has 5 exons. The record is from RefSeq and is a predicted model, not a curated record. Lineage: Eukaryota; Metazoa; Chordata; Actinopteri; Cypriniformes; Cyprinidae.